GUGUGUUAAGUUGUGUUGCGUCGGAGUAUCUCGCAGGAGUGUACAGUAGAGACACUGUGCUUGUCGGCCAUGGCGAUUGCCGGAAUCCUGCUCGCUGUCUUAGCUGUGGGGCUGCUCGCUUACUACGUCAUCAAGGCGGCCUAUGACAAGCCCCCCAACUUCCCGCCAGGUCCCCCUAGAAUACCAAUAUGGGGCAGCUACAUCCAGCUGCUUCUGGAGAACUACAAGUUCCCGUAUAAAGUGAUGCACGCCUUCACGCGCCGCUACAAGUCCAAACUAGUGGGCUUCUACUUUGGACCUCUUCCCGUGGUGGUCAUCAGUGACUACGAGGCCGCCAAGGAGGCCUUGAACAACCCCGCUCUGCAGGGCCGGAUAUCCAAUAUCGCCAUCAAGCACAGAAUGCCACAUAAGGAACUUGGCAUCAACUUCCUGGAGGGCGAGGAGGCGAUGGAGCAGCGCCGCUUCAUGCUGAGGUACCUGCGAGACUUCGGCUUCGGGCGGCGAUCCGACCGACUGGAAGCGGAGAUCGAGUCGGAGAUGAGGGAGCUGGUGGAGCUCAUCCGCUGUGGGACCGGAGACAAGGCUGUGAUGCAACCAUCAUCAUACGGAGAAGGCUGCCGGCGUGUGCUGCUGCCCGACGCGCUGUUCCCCGGCUUCAUCAAUGGCUUCAUGCCAGUGGUGGCUGGCAGCCGGCUGCCACGAUCCGCUGACGGGACGUGCCGCCAUCUUGGACUGGCAGGCCUGCAGGCAGCCAGGGCUGGGGACGCCACGGGUGGUUUCCUCACGCUGCACCCCACACUCAGCAGCAUCGCCCCCAAGAUGUCCGGCUACUGGGACACGGUCGAGUCAGCCGAGAAGAUCCUGGGCUACUUCCGCAAAGUCAUCCAAGAACACGAGAAGACAUACUCUGAUGACCACAUGAGGGACUUCAUCGACAGGUACCUCAAGGAGAUAAAGGAGAGAACUGGCGAACCCAGCACUUACUCCACCGACCAGCUGGCCGUCAUGAUGUUCGACACGUUCCUGCCCUCGUCCAUGGUGCAGUCCACGGUGCUCACCUGGGCCCUCAUGUACGUCGCCUACUUCCCCGAGGUGCAGAAGCGGGUGCAGCAGGAGCUUGACUCCGUCAUCGGGCCUUCCAGGCUGCCCAACCUCAACGACCGCCCAAACUUGCCCUACACGGAGGCGACGCUACGUGAGACGAUGAGGUUCCAGACGCUGCUGCCGAUCGGAAUUCCCCACAUGGCGCUGGACGACGCCCAGGUCAAGGGCUACAACAUUCCCAAGGGAACCGUAGUGGUGACCAACCUGUGGAGCAUGCACAUGGACAAGGACGUGUGGGGAGACCCAGAUAGGUUCAGGCCAGACAGGUUCAUCGGCCCAGACGGGAAGAUCACCACCAAGGACUACACUCUGCCGUUCAGCACUGGCAAGCGCGUGUGCCCCGGGGAGACGUUCGCGCGGCAGAACAUGUUCCUGAUGCUGGCGACGAUCCUGCAGAACUUCUUCAUCCGGUCGGACGGGGUGCCGCCGCCCUGCAUCAGCAACAUCCCGGGGGUGGUCGAGACGCCGCCCGCUCUGUGGGUCGAAUUCCAGGCCCGAUAGGUGCACCCUGCACUCCACUCCAGGCUAACAAACAGCACCGCCUGUCUCACAACCCAGGCAGAAGGCGCAUACGUGUUAAAAAAUACUGUCACUUUACAGAGAACAAAAACAGUUUUCCAUGACAUCAAAUAUGGAAAUAUUAGCCUUAUUGCUAGCAAACAGAUUCUGUUUCUGUAUUGCUUUCUUAUAUAUAGGAGGCAUGACUUUUUCAAGUAUGUAUCCUUUGUUUAACAAAAAAAAAAACACACACACAUGUGAAUUGUAAAACAUUUUAUC
This is a messenger RNA of Schistocerca serialis cubense, 1881 nucleotides long. Its product is annotated as probable cytochrome P450 304a1. Bases 70 to 1605 code for a protein of 511 amino acids. The record is from RefSeq and is a predicted model, not a curated record. The transcript is spliced from 9 exons. Lineage: Eukaryota; Metazoa; Arthropoda; Insecta; Orthoptera; Acrididae. Gene Ontology annotation, molecular function: heme binding; oxidoreductase activity, acting on paired donors, with incorporation or reduction of molecular oxygen; iron ion binding.